Puma concolor (puma) is the source of this 1515-nucleotide messenger RNA. The record is from RefSeq and is a predicted model, not a curated record. NCBI's taxonomy places the organism in Eukaryota, Metazoa, Chordata, Mammalia, Carnivora, Felidae.
CGCUGCCUGUUUGUCAUCCUGCUCAUGGCGGUGUACUGGUGCACGGAGGCCCUGCCCCUCUCAGUGACAGCCCUGUUGCCCAUCAUCCUCUUCCCUUUCUUGGGCAUCCUGCCCUCCAACAAGGUCUGCCCCCAGUACUUCCUGGACACCAACUUCCUCUUCCUCAGCGGUCUGAUCAUGGCCAGCGCCAUUGAGGAAUGGAACCUGCACCGGAGAAUCGCCCUCAAGGUCCUGAUGCUCGUUGGGGUCCAGCCAACCAGGCUCAUCCUGGGGAUGAUGGUGACCACCUCCUUCCUGUCCAUGUGGCUAAGCAACACCGCCUCCACUGCCAUGAUGCUGCCCAUCGCCAGCGCCGUCCUGAAAAGUCUCUUUGGCCAGGAGACUCGGAAGGACCUCGGCCAGCAGAGCGAAGAGAACGCAGCUGCUGUGCGGAGAAACGGGCUGCACGCGGUGCCCACGGAGGUGCAGUUUCUUGCUGGCACGGAAGACAAAGACUGCCCUGAGGCGGAGGCUUCCUUGGACUGCAAGAAGGAGGGGGAAUACCACAGGAACAUCUGGAAGGGUUUCCUUAUCUCCAUUCCCUACUCAGCCAGCAUUGGGGGCACUGCCACCCUCACGGGCACGGCCCCCAACCUCAUCCUGCUUGGCCAGCUCAAAAGUUUCUUCCCACAGUGCGAUGUGGUGAAUUUUGGCUCCUGGUUCAUUUUUGCCUUCCCUCUCAUGCUGCUGUUCCUGCUGGCGGGCUGGCUGUGGAUCUCCUUCCUGUAUGGGGGAAUGACCCUGAGGGGCUGGAGGAGGAAGAAGAAAUCCGAGAUCAAGACGGAUGCAGAAGAUAGAGCUCGAGCAGUGAUUCGGGAAGAAUUCCAGAACCUGGGGCCCAUCAAGUUUGCCGAGCAGGCCGUGUUCACCCUCUUCUGCAUGUUCGCCAUCCUCCUCUUCUCCCGGGAUCCGAAGUUCAUCCCUGGCUGGGCCAGCUUCUUCACCCCUGGGUUUCUUUCCGAUGCUGUCACUGGAGUGGCCAUUGUCACCGUCUUGUUCUUCUUCCCGUCCCAAAGGCCCUCUCUCAAGUGGUGGUUUGACUUUAAAGCUUCUAACGCGGAGACAGAGCCCUUGCUGACGUGGAAGAAGGUCCAGGACACGGUGCCCUGGAACAUCAUCCUUCUCCUGGGAGGGGGCUUCGCCAUGGCCAAAGGCUGCGAGGCCAUCCGCCUGAGGGUGCACCCCCUCUACUUGAUGGUCCCCGGCACAGUCAGCUGCUCCUAUGCCUUCAUGCUCCCGGUCUCGACGCCCCCCAACUCGAUUGCCUUCGCCUCUGGACACUUGCUGGUCAAAGACAUGGUGCGGACAGGCCUCCUGAUGAACCUGAUGGGCGUCCUGCUGCUCAGCUUGGCCAUGAAUACUUGGGCACAGACCAUCUUCCAGCUGGGCACCUUUCCGGAUUGGGCCGACAUCCACUCAGCCAACAUCACAUCACUGCCGUCCGCCUUGCCCAACGACACAUUUCGGACCCUUUGA